Molecule: messenger RNA, 1278 nt
Organism: Symbiodinium natans
Lineage: Eukaryota; Dinophyceae; Suessiales; Symbiodiniaceae
Source: the annotation of a GenBank genome assembly
AUGGAGCUUGCGAAGCUGCUGCCGGAGGCCGAACCUGGCACCCACACGCAGGGCAGCGGGACGCGAGAAUGCCCAGUGCUGACCUCGGCCGCAUUCAUGGGCAUGAGGGUGGGGGCCACACCCGACGCGACCGGCCGAAUGGAGAAGUUCACAGAGCUUGUGAAGAGCCUCGUCGAGCAGCACGACGUGCAGCAGCUGAAGGACCUGGUGGAUGGCAUGCUCGCCGAGGAAUCAAGCUUUGCGCUCUUCGCUCGCCCCGUUCUGCAGCAGGUGGCCGAGCAGAUGGAGAAGUUGAAAAACACCGAGCUCAAGGAGCUGGCGUUACACACCCUCGAUCGCCUGAGGGGGCGGGUGGUUUCCUUCGAGGAAGAGGACUUCGUGAUCCGCGAGUUGCUGUCCGAGGUCUUUCAGGCGGAGUGCGACUGGGCGGAGGCUGCCAAGUGCUUGGCGGCCAUCAACUUAGAGUCAGGAACCCGCUGCCGCACCCCGAUGCAAAAGGCCGAGAAGUACGUGAAGGUUGCGGAGCUCUACCUGGAGGACGACGACCCCAUCUCCGCAGACACAUUCUGCUCGAGGGCAGCCAUGGUCAUGCACGAGGUCAAUGACACACCUCUGCAGCUUCGCUACCGUGUCUGCCAUGUCGGUCUCCCAGUGAGCCCAGUUGGCACGGGUCCUCGACAGCAAGAGGCCCCCACCCCUGCCUUGUCAGCUCGCCGCCUUGGUCAAAAUUCGGUCAUCAAGGUCAUGACAAGGCAUGAAUUCAACGGGAUAGUCCGCACAGCUACAGGCGCCGAUCUGCAGAGCUCCCUGCAGAUCCAGGCCCCCGGAAGACAGCGCAUCAGAGCCAUGCCAGCCCUCGCCAAGCACCAGGGCAUAUACCCAACAUCAGUCCAGAGCCUGAAAAGGCAUGCCCUCGGGGAUGCCAGGGAUGAUGCCCGGGAUGAUGCCAGGAAUGAUGCCGGGCAUGCCCCCGAUGAUGGGCACCUCGCCUGCAUGAAUCCCAUGAUGGCCAUGAUGGCCCAGAUGGCUUCCAUGGGAUCGACGUCCACCAACGACGACGAUGACGAGCCGGAGCCCACGAAGGAUGAGGGCCCGGUGGGAGAGACCAUACGGAAAGGUAAAGGUAAGGGGAAGCGGGCGCCGAACGCGGAGCACUGCUUGCCGACCAUCCAUCCAGAGGUGGAGGCCCUUUGCAAGAAGUUCAACAUCGAGGACAAGAUCGUAAGACGGCUUGAUGACGUCAUGCGAACUCGAGAGGCGAGCUUCGAGGAGGACUGA